Molecule: messenger RNA, 2166 nt
Organism: Danio rerio (zebrafish)
Lineage: Eukaryota; Metazoa; Chordata; Actinopteri; Cypriniformes; Danionidae
Gene: cryabb
Product: crystallin, alpha B, b
Biological process (GO): negative regulation of apoptotic process
Cellular component (GO): plasma membrane; cytoplasm
Molecular function (GO): structural constituent of eye lens; structural molecule activity
Source: RefSeq, marked provisional
AGUGGGAGGGCUGCAGUGAAAGAGGCAAAUGAACGUCAUUCACAUAAUUAUUCCAAAAAAGGUCCGUAGUGGGCUCGUCUGCCAGGGGCCGUCAGUAUCACUCUAUUUAAGUGCGUAGACAGAAGAUUUGCAGAAGAGGCCCAGACUCAAAAUGGACAUCGCCAUCAAUCCCCCGUUCCGGCGCAUCUUAUUUCCUAUCUUCUUUCCCCGCCGGCAAUUUGGGGAGCAUAUUACUGAGGCCGACGUGAUCUCCUCAUUGUACUCCCAACGAUCUUCCUUUCUUCGCAGUCCAAGCUGGAUGGAAAGCGGAGUUUCUGAGGUGAAAAUGGAAAAGGACCAAUUCUCACUAAGUCUGGAUGUUAAACACUUUGCACCAGAGGAGCUAUCAGUGAAAAUCAUUGGAGAUUUCAUUGAAAUUCAUGCUAAACAUGAAGAUCGUCAGGACGGUCACGGUUUUGUCUCACGAGAGUUUUUGAGAAAAUACCGUGUCCCUGUUGGUGUGGAUCCAGCCUCCAUCACGUCCUCGCUGUCUUCUGAUGGUGUGCUGACAGUGACAGGCCCACUAAAGCUCUCAGACGGCCCAGAACGCACCAUCGCCAUCCCCGUAACUCGUGAUGACAAAACCACCGUCGCUGGCCCUCAGAAGUAAAGAUGCUAAACGUCAACUUUCAACCUUUUGUCUCUUGUCGUCACCUGUCUCAACAUGCUUAUGCUACAUUACAAGGAAAAUAAUCACAUUAACCUAAUGCUAGCCUACUGACGGCCAAAUGUUUGUGUUCUCUUAGAAAACAAUUAGGGUUGAAAUGGCGUCAAAACCACAGUCUUUACCCAAACGAAAUACAUUUUCUUUUACAAUAAAGUAUUGUCUGCUGCUGAUGCCACCAAACAAAGGAGCUUUUGUAGCUUAUAUCUUGCAGCCCGGACUGCAAGACAAAGUAUUUGUGAGUAGGAGUCUCUUUCCUUGGCAUUUUUGAAAAACAAAAUGGAUCACUGUAUCAAACUUCAACAGAAGAGAGAAACCUAUAUACAUUACUAUUGAAACAAGUGUAGAAAACUAUGGCUCAUUGAUCAUUUUGGGUUCAAAUAUGCCUUUGCCUGGAUUUGGGACCAGAAUACAAAGCUAAAGAGGUGUAAAUAGUUUCUUGAAAAAGUGAGUGUUUAACUGUUUUGACCUGAUUUGUUUGUGUUGAGGCAGUUUAUGAUUGCUUUUCUGUUGCUCAACAACAGUGGUGCACUGCUUGACACAGUGGCUACAACGUUAAAAAUAGGCAAAAUGUUACUUAAUGCAACUUAAAACAUAAUAAAUAAUAUGGUGACUUCACAUUACUGCCAAAUAAAUGUUUCUACAAAAAUAAUUAAAGCAAAUAUAAAUUAUAUUUAAAUGCUAUUUUUCAGAAGGAGAUAUAUUUUUGCAUGUGAAUAAGUGCCGAGAAUUUAUAUUGUUUACAAUCACUGAGACUAUUCGGUUUCUUGUUAAUGGCUGACUUAUUCAACAAUGAUCAAGCUGCUAAUACUAAUAAUAGUAUCAGUCUAUUUUUUUUUUUUUUUUUUACAGAAAACUAAUAUGAGCAAGCUCUGAAAAAAGGAAAAUUAUCCUUAUUUCCUCAUAUUUCUAUCACUCCUUAAUAAAGGAACUGUUUAAAAGGAUAGUUUGCUCAAAUAUGAACUUUUAUUCACUGUGUACUCGCCCUCAAGUGGCUUUAACAUAUUAUGGGUUUCUUUUAUUGAACACUAACUGGAAGUAAGCUGUAAACCUGAGAAGUGGUGACAGAAUUUUGGGUGAAAAACUCAAUUAUCCCCACUAGAGGGAAGAAGUGAGAAUGAGAAUUUCAAAGCAUGGCUGUGCGCUGAACAUUGCUUAUAUUCCUCAUUAAUCACAGAUUACACUGAAUUAACCUAUUGACUUCAUUAAAUAUUGUUUACUGUGGACUUUCAAAACCAGUGUGACAUCAAUUUUUUUUAAAGUGUGUGUGUGUGUGUAUACACUACCUGACAAAAGUAUUGUAGUUGAUCACAGUUGUUAGAGAAACAAAUAUAAACUUGACUUUUAGUUGAUUAUUUGGAAAAGUGGCAGAAGGUAGAUUUUUUUCUGAUGAAUCAUCUGUUCACUGCAUCUCAAUCAUCAAAAAUACUGUUUUAUUAAAGAUGAAUGAUGAAUCCAAAGAA